Messenger RNA from Auxenochlorella protothecoides, 924 nucleotides. RefSeq lists its product as hypothetical. The transcript has 3 exons. The record is from RefSeq and is a predicted model, not a curated record. Bases 1 to 924 code for a protein of 307 amino acids. Lineage: Eukaryota; Viridiplantae; Chlorophyta; Trebouxiophyceae; Chlorellales; Chlorellaceae.
AUGUCGUGUUCUGUAUCGGGUGACGUCCGCGACAAGGCUGCGUCGGGAUCCCCCGCCGGCAAGGAGACCGGACCCCCACAGGCGCAAAACCCAGAAAGCCCCUUCACCCACGCCGGCCUUUCUUUCACCCUCAUCCCGCGCCACACGACCCCCGACGGCGCGCGCCUCGCCGCCUCCAACGUCCUCGUGCUGGACGAUUUUGUGGACGAGGCCACGCGUGCGGGGUUAUUGGAGGCGAUGAUCGGCCCAGCGGCCGCCGUCGACCUGGCCGCGGGGCGCCUGAGCCGGCCGCCGGCGGGCUCGUGGGAGCGGCGUACCACCGACGCCGCAGGCGGGGCGCCCAGCUGGGGCAUGCGGGGCACGGCGCUGCGCGCGCUGCGGCGCGGCACGCUGGGCGCGCUGCGUGAGGUGGGCGCGCGCCUGGCCGCGCUGUACCCGGACGCCCACGUAGCCUGGCUGCCCAGCGACGCCAUCCAGGGCGGGGCCGGGGGGGCCCUCGUGUCUGCUGCCGCCCACGGCGGCGACGAUGGCGCCACGGAGACCUGCUGGCCCGAGGAGUGCAACCAGGGGAACGCCAGCGCUGCCAAGCGCGCCAAGAUCGGGCCGGAGGCGGCGGAUGGCGCCACGCGCUGCCCCCCCGACGGCGCUGCCCCCCAGGGUCCAGAUGCCACCGACCCGUGCGCCCCCGACAGCAGUGCCGGCGAAGCCCCGGCGGCCACCACCGCCCCGGCAGCAGACUGCGUGCCGCUGCUGGCCAACGCGGCGGUGGCCGGCGACGAAUUUGCCUACCACCAGGACGCCGACCCCACCUCCUUCCCCGAUUCCUCGCCCUGGGUGGCGGCCCUGGGCGACUACUUCAACGGCGAGCCGGGCCAGCCGCUCCUGGCCUCCCUGCGCCAGCUGGCGCGCGAGGCGAGGGGGUGA